AUGCGUCGGGGUUCUACAGAGGAAACGCCUAUAUCUGUUUCCUAUCUCUCUCUCUCUUCCCCACUUAGAUACGGUUUCCCCGACCUCAGUCUCCGCCGCCGUCCGCCGCCGAGGGGUCAAGUUUCGCCUUGCAAUUCGGUGGGGGAGGAGGGGGGACCCUGUGUUGUGAUCAUGGCGGGUGUCAACGGCGUGGAGGAAGCGCUGAGGCAGGAACUGGCUGCCAAACAGGCCGCCGUGGACCAGCAGGCCGAUGCCGUCAGGGAGCUCAAGUCCCGCUCCGGUGUCUCUCCAGCGGAGGUCGACGCCGCCGUUGAAGCGCUGAAGGCUCUCAAGGUGGAGCACGGGGGCUUGAUUAAGCAGCUGCAGGCCGCCGUCGGCAGCAGCGCCGAUGGUGGGGUGAGCAAGGAGGAGUUCCGUCAGGCGGUCGUCAACACGCUGGAGAGGAGGUUGUUUUACACGCCUUCAUUCAAGAUCUACGGGGGUGUUGCUGGGCUCUACGACUAUGGCCCCAACGGCUGCGCCAUCAAGACCAACGUCCUGUCCUUCUGGCGCCAGGUGAGCGCCGUUGCCUACCGAAUUACGAGAGUUUCCUGGUGAUUCCACUCGAGUUAAUUUGCUGGUCCAGAUUUCUGAAUUCCUGUUGAUCGGCUUCGUCAUUGGUCUGUUUUCUUUUCUUCUUUAGCAUUUUGUGCUGGAGGAGAACAUGCUGGAGGUGGAUUGCCCCUGCGUCACGCCGGAGGUCGUGCUGCAGGCGUCCGGUCACGUGGACAAGUUCACUGACCUGAUGGUGAAGGAUGAGAAGACGGGAACUUGCCACCGUGCGGAUCACUUGCUCAAGGAUUUCUGCAAGGAGAAGCUCGAGAAGGAUUUGACCUUGCCGCCGGAGAAAGUGGCUGAGCUCAAGCAUGUAAUCGCUGUCUUGGAUGACCUUUCUUCUGAGGAACUCGGUGCUAAAAUCAAGGAGUACGGGAUUACCGCACCGGAUACAAAGAACUCCCUCUCAGAUCCAUAUCCGUUCAACCUCAUGUUUGAGACUUCGAUUGGUCCGACAGGGUUGCUCCAUGGGUGAGAAAGCUCAUUUUGAGUACGACUCUUGUCAUUGUGGCAUUAGCUUAAGUUUUGUUACUAAACGAACACAACUGUGCGUGCGACAGGUACAUGAGACCAGAGACCGCUCAAGGGAUUUUUGUGAACUUUAGAGACCUCUAUUAUUACAAUGGAAACAAACUUCCAUUUGCAGCCGCUCAGAUCGGACAAGCUUUCAGAAAUGAGGUUUGAACAACGUAUUUCCUGCAAAAAGUAUGUGGAUGCUGAUAAAGUUUUUUAGCAUGGUUGAGAAGAAAGAUACCCAGUAGAAUGUGAUAACUGCAGCUCACUUAUUGACGUGACACUCGUACAAGCCGAUCUUUUCUAUUUUUACACAUUAGUCUUUGCCACUUUUUUUCUGAUUCAUGCGAUUGUGGAUAAAAAUAUCUUCUGAUCAUAAUACUUUUUUAAAAAAUUCGAAACUAUUAUUUGUAGUGGAUUAAAGAAUGAAUUUGCAUCUUCGUCUUUUCUGUGUCGUCUGUGUUUUAGCAGUACAAUGCUGUAUUAUUUUAUAGUUUUCAAAAUAUUAGGAAUAUUAGUUAAUAUAUUGCUUCCAAAUUAUGAAGGUAAUAACGGGUUGAGUAAUCAGUCAUAAGUUCUGAUUACAUGUUAUAUGACAGAUUCACCCGUUAACCUUUAUCGAAUUGCCCGUUAAGCAAUCAGUCAUAAGUUUUGAUUACACGUUUUUUGUACGAAUUCAUUCUUGCUUUCAAUUUUCUCAGAAAUUCUUCAAGUCAUCAUCAAUUUUCUCAGAAGGGUGGCCUGCAGUAAGAGAUAUUUCACUUGCUUAUGAUAGAAUGGGGAUAACAACCAUGAAUCAGCAUGAGUUUUUCUUUUUUUUAUAAAGAAGGCUACAGUCAGAUGUUUCUCUUGCUGUAAUCGGACUUGCUCAAUUCUUUCACUUCUCGUUCCAUGUUGUAUUCCCAUUAGACACAUGAUAUUUUAGUAUGCUUCAGAACUCGUGUGCAUCCUGUACUCGAUUAUCAAAUUAACUGUGAAGGUUCUGUCUGUAGCUCACUUUCUAUUUUGUUUGAAUUGGGAACAGAUAUCUCCUCGACAAGGGCUUCUUAGAGUCCGUGAGUUCACUCUUGCUGAGGUCGAGCAUUUUGUUGAUCCUCAAGACAAGUCACAUCCAAAAUUUUCAGAGGUGGCACAAUUGGAGUUUCUUAUGUUUCCGAAGGAGGAUCAACUGACAGGACAGUCAGCCAAGAUAAUGGCCCUCGGUAAAGCAGUUUCUCAGGUAGGCUCAUCUAGAGUUCCCUUUAUCUUUUAUGCCUAAUAAUGCGUAUAUAUAGGUAUGUAAGCUUCUUCUUAAUAUUUUUUUUUCUGCUUUUUCAUCAUCAUAUUUUGUUUCAGGGGACUGUGAACAAUGAGACACUUGGAUACUUUAUUGGGAGGGUGUUUCUAUUCCUGACACAGCUUGGAAUCCACAAGGAUAGGUUACGGUUCCGGCAGCAUCUGCCCAAUGAGAUGGCUCACUAUGCUGCAGAUUGUUGGGAUGCCGAGAUAGAAUGUUCCUUUGGCUGGAUUGAGUGUGUGGGAAUUGCCGAUCGAUCUGCUUAUGAUCUACGUGCUCACACAGUAAGCAGACAUUUGCAUUGUGAAAUUGUGUUUUCUGGAUUGGGUUCUUGCUUUAUCCUCCAAACAUUAAUUGAAUAAUGGAGGCCGUAUGACUGGGUUGUUGAAUGAUGUUGGUAUACUCAUCGUCCUACUUGUAGAAGAUUAAAAUAAAUGAUAUAAAAGUGUUUUUUUUAUAGUUUAAGCUUUACAUUUUGUCAAUGAGGCUGUAUUUCUCGUUCCCUUGAUGGAUAUCGUGCUUUCGAUGGAUAAGUAUUUACGAUUACUUUUGCCUACAGGAGAAAAGCGGUAUCAAUCUGGUUGCACAUGAAAAAUUUUCGGAGCCUAGGGAGGUGGAGGUAGGCUAAUUUUUUUCUUUUUAGUGAUGCCCUUUUCUAUUUUUUUCUCAAAUAAAUUCUUUGAUACACUGCAACUUUGAUGGAUUAAUAGUCAUUCAAUUAUCUCAUGUUGCCAUCACAUUCAGUACUUAGUGACAACAGAUGCCUCUGGUUCACAUCUUUCAUUUAUGUUCUGUUAACUGGUAUAUAAUCGAAAUUGUCAACUGAUGGCUCUUGCUAAUCUUCAGAAGCUGGUUAUCACCCCGUCAAAGAAGGAGUUGGGCCUUGCAUUCAAGGCCAACCAGAAGAUGGUAGUUCAAGCACUGGAGGUCAGUUCACAACUUUAUGAACUCUAGAGGGUCAUAGCGCCACAUUCAUUUGAUCUGAAAAAAGAAGAGACCUAAACGAAAGUUAAGAAAAAAAUUGGAUGAGAUCUCCUCUUGCACUUCCAAACCAUGCUGUGGUUGAAGCCGUGAGAGAGAUAAAGAUGAUGAUCCAUAGUCUACUUCCUUCUGUACCAUGAACAGGCCAUGAAAGAAGCUGAGGCGCUGGAGAUGAAAGCUGCCUUAGAAUCCAAGGGAGAGGUGGAAUUCCAGGUCUGCACUCUGGGGAAAGCCGUCACCAUCAAUAAGAACAUGGUCUCGGUUAAUAUUGAGAAGAAGAAGGAACACCAGAGAGAGUUCACGCCUUCAGUGAUUGAACCGUCCUUUGGCAUCGGAAGAAUAAUCUAUUGUCUGUACGAGCAUUCCUUCUACACACGGUCGAGCAAGACUGAAAACGAGCAGCUGAACGUGUUCAGCUUCUCUCCUCUUGUGGCACCCAAGAAGUGCACCGUCCUCCCCCUCGUCAAGAACGAUGCAUUCGAUGGAGUGGCCAAGACCAUAUCAAGAUCCCUAACCAGAGCUGGAAUCUCAAACAUCAUAGACAUUACAGGUUUACCCACAAACUUUUUUUUUUUCUUUUCGGAUCGAAUUCAGAUUAUUGUUCUUGUUAGAAUAAUAUCACAGUUUCGAAGCACAUAAACCGUGAUUUAAUAUGCAUGAAUCUUUAAAUCAUCAAUGAUCUUCUCUGGAUGGGUUUACUCCAUUCGGCAAUGAUAAUUUAACAUACAUCAAUAAUCUUUUCUUGAUGAUAUAUGGAUGGAUGACCGCAUUUUUUUUCUUUUCUUCAUGGAAUCAAGCUCAUAUAUAAUUUCCCUCUUUUGACAAUGAUUUACGUCAAGGAAGGCUGAGGAACGGCUGAGAGUUUUUCUGCUGCAGGUACCUCGAUUGGGAAACGUUAUGCGAGAACUGAUGAAAUUGGGGUCCCGUUUGCUGUCACUGUGGACUCCACCACGUCUGUGACCGUCAGGGAGAGGGACAGCAGGCAGCAGAUCCGGGUCAACCUCGAUGAGGUGUCAUCAUUGGUGAAGGAUCUGACCGAUGGGCUGACCACCUGGGCCGACGUCAUGUGGAAGUAUCCAGCUCACACCGCCACGUCAGCUGAGGAUUAG
Molecule: messenger RNA, 4473 nt
Organism: Spirodela intermedia
Lineage: Eukaryota; Viridiplantae; Streptophyta; Magnoliopsida; Alismatales; Araceae
Source: the annotation of a GenBank genome assembly